Zingiber officinale is the source of this 1428-nucleotide messenger RNA. RefSeq names its product phenylpropanoylacetyl-CoA synthase-like. Gene Ontology annotation, biological process: polyketide biosynthetic process. NCBI's taxonomy places the organism in Eukaryota, Viridiplantae, Streptophyta, Magnoliopsida, Zingiberales, Zingiberaceae. The record is from RefSeq and is a predicted model, not a curated record. Gene Ontology annotation, molecular function: acyltransferase activity, transferring groups other than amino-acyl groups. The transcript has 3 exons. The coding region runs from base 52 to 1218 and encodes 388 amino acids.
UUCGGUUUCAGCAGCUAAGACCAGAUCGCCGUCUUUGCUUGCUCGCCGGCCAUGGAGACGACCGUUUUCCGAACGACACAGAGCGCCGAAGGGCCGGCGACGAUCCUGGCCAUCGGCACCGCCAACCCCGCCAACGUCGUCGACCAGAGCGCUUAUCCUGACUUCUACUUCCGGGUCACCGACUGCGAGCACCUGCAGGACCUCAAGGCCAAGUUCCGGCGCAUCUGUGAGCGAGCGGCGAUCAGGAAGCGGCACUUGUACCUGACGGAAGAUAUUCUGAGAAAGAAUCCGAGUCUGCUGGCCCCGAUGGCGCCGUCGUUCGACGCCCGGCAGGCGAUCGUGGUGGCGGCGAUACCGGAGCUGGCGAAGGAGGCGGCUGAGAAGGCCAUCAAGGAGUGGGGCCGGCCCAAGUCGGACAUCACGCACCUCGUGUUCUGCUCCGCCAGCGGCGUCGACAUGCCCGGCUCCGACCUCCAGCUCCUCAAGAUGCUCGGCCUCCCCAUGUCCGUCAACCGCGUCAUGCUCUACAACGUGGGAUGCCACGCCGGCGGCACUGCGCUCCGCGUCGCCAAGGACCUCGCCGAGAACAACCGCGGCGCCCGGGUGCUCGCCGUCUGCUCUGAGGUCACCGUGCUCUCCUACCGCGGCCCCGACGCCGCCCACAUCGAGAGCCUCUUCGUGCAGGCGCUCUUCGGCGACGGCGCCGCCGCCCUCGUCGUCGGAUCUGACCCCAUCGACGGCGUCGAGCGCUCCAUUUUCGAAGUCGCCUCUGCUUCUCAGGUGAUGCUGCCGGAAAGCGCGGAGGCGGUGGGCGGCCACCUGCGCGAGAUCGGUCUGACCUUCCACCUGAAAAGCCAGCUGCCGGCCAUCAUCGCGAGCAACAUCGAGCAGAGUCUGGUGGCGGCGUGCGCGCCGCUGGGAUUGACGGACUGGAACCAGCUGUUCUGGGUGGUGCACCCCGGCGGCCGGGCGAUCCUCGACCAGGUGGAGGCGCGGCUCGGACUGCAAAAGGAGCGGCUGGCGGCGACGCGGCACGUGCUCAGCGAGUUCGGCAACAUGCAGAGCGCCACCGUGCUGUUCAUCCUCGACGAGAUGCGGAAGCGGUCGGCGGCGGAGGGCCGCGCCACCACCGGCGAGGGAGACGAGUGGGGCGUGCUCUUGGGCUUCGGCCCUGGCCUCUCCAUCGAGACCGUCGUCCUCCGUAGCGUCCCCACUUGAUGAGCUAAGGAUAAGCAUCCAUAAAUAGAAACAAACAUACCACAAUAUCUAUAAUUUGAUCAUCUUUUAUCCUAAUUAUGGUAAGAACCACAUCUUUGUUGUAAAUUUCGAGUGGUAAAUCUGUAAAAGAUUCAUGUGUCGGAGACGAAUCAAUCUAUCGAAAAAUUAAAUAAAAUGGGAUUUGCCGCUCUGUUUCUGGCGGUUACUAAA